This is a messenger RNA of Gasterosteus aculeatus aculeatus (three-spined stickleback), 3170 nucleotides long. RefSeq names its product pleckstrin homology domain-containing family A member 1. The record is from RefSeq and is a predicted model, not a curated record. NCBI's taxonomy places the organism in Eukaryota, Metazoa, Chordata, Actinopteri, Perciformes, Gasterosteidae.
UCGCCAUAGACAAUCUGCGGUCACCAUUAGCAACAGCUCCGUCGCUCCAGGACCAGUGGAGAUGGGCUCAGGCGGAGAAGACAGACCGAGCAGCACCGAGACCGACGGCCGUUUACACUAGCGGUUUCCGACCCGGGUUGUUUCUUUUUCCCCCCUCGCCCCAGCUCCCCUCCACUCCCGGCCCGCGGCAGGCCAGGGAAUGUCCCGGCGGCGAGAUGCCUUACGUGGACCGACAGAACCGCAACUGUGGCUUCCUGGACAUAGAGGAGAACGAGAGCAGCGGCAAGUUCCUGCGUCGCUACUUCAUACUGGACACGCAGCAGGGGAGCUUGGUGUGGUUCAUGGACAACCCGCAGAACCUGCCUGCCGGCACAGACUGCGUCGGUUCCCUCAAGCUCACCUACAUCUCUAAGGUCAGCGACGCCACCAAGCUGAGGCCCAAGGCCGAGUUCUGCUUCGUCAUCAACGCUGGGAUGAGGAAGUACUUCCUGCAGGCCAACGAUCAGCAGGACCUGGUGGACUGGGUCAACGCUCUCAAUAAUGCCACCAAGAUCACUGUGCCAAAGUUGUCAGACGGGCAGCAGAACGCAGAGAACCAUAAGGCUUUACCGGAUGUCGUAGGGCCAAAGAAACAAGUGUCCUACAAGACGGAGAUCUUUGGAGGCGUCCCCAUCGUCACUCAGACGCAGCACGACGGCGGCGACGGCGCCAGCAGAACGGAGCGUGAGGCUCUGCAUCGCUCCCACAGCCAGCUGCCCUACUUCCAGGCGAGGCCGACUCAGGAGCACACCGUCAUCAAGUCGGGCUACUGCGUCAAGCAGGGCGCCGUGAUGAGGAACUGGAAGCGGCGCUAUUUUCUUCUGGAGGAAAACUCAAUGAGUUACUUUAAGUCAGAUUUGGAGAAAGAGCCGCUGAGAAUGAUCCCGCUGAAGGAAGUUCACAAAGUCCACGAGUGCAAACAGAGUGACAUCAUGAUGAGAGAUAAUCUGUUUGAAGUCGUCACCACAUCCAGGACUUUUUACAUCCAGGCGGACAGCCAAGAGGAGAUGCACAGCUGGAUUAAGGCCGUCUCGGGGGCCAUCGUGGCCCAGCGGGGUCCAGGGAGAUCAGCUGCCACAAUGCGGCAGGCCAGACGGCUGUCGAACCCCUGUAUACAGAGGUAUACGUCUCGAAUCGGGGAGUGCAGCAGCACUCUGCUGCAGCUGUGCACCUGUCUUAGAUGUGUGACAUCCUGCUUGUCUCUCCUCUUCCCUCCUGUUCGCUGCCUGACCAUGGCGGCCGCUCCCAUUUCUACCGCAGCCCCGCGGGGCCCCCCGCCCCUCGCUCGCCCAUAUCUGCCAUGCCACCAUGCCACCCCGAGUGGGGGGCUGCCGUCCCGUACGGCACACGCCCGCAGCCUGGCGUGGGACAGCGAGCACUUCAUGAGCCUGCUGCCCCGGCCCAGCCACAGCCGCGCGCCGGCGCGCCUUUCCCUGCAGGAGGCGCGACUGGCCAAGUGAGCCGCGAGCCGCCCGCGGACGGCGUCAACGGCGCCGAGGAGUCGCCGUGGCGACGGCGGAGCAGCUUUGAGCCCCACGUGCCCGAAUCCGGCGUGGACCUGGACGACGGCGACCUGCCAGUGAGCGAGGUCUGAGCCCGCCGGAAGGGGGGGGGGGGGACGACCAGGACGCCAGAACUCGGUUUGGACGUUGCCGACGAUCCUGGAGAGGGAAGCCUGCGCGCGUCAUGUAUGGAGCUCCUCUGUUGGUGUGCUUAAGAUAAAAGUUGGGUCACCGCCACUGAACUGCACUCGCGUGCCAAAGACGACACGCCCCCCCGCCCCCGACCCUUCAACGCCCCCCGCCCACGUUCUGCCUACAUGCUGUCGCAUUUACAAAUGACAUAUUUAUUUACUGAGUUGAUGUUGUCAAAUUCUAGUGAACUCGUGCUGAUUACAAUUGAUUGACGGAGCUUCGUUUGAACCCGCGGAGGCAGAAGUCAGACGGAGGGCUUUUGUAAACCGAGAAAAUAAGGGAACUUUUAAAAAGGUGGCAAACAUUCAGAGUUCAAACUGAGGACUGGCUUUUCGUCACCUUAUCUACUAAUUUACAUGUGCGCUGCGCACACACACACACACACACACACACACUAUUGUACAGGAUUUGUCUGCGAUGGAGAUGUGGCUCGAGCUUAGUGUGAAAUCAUUGGCUCACUCAAAUGCAAAUUGUAAUUCAAAGAUCCGGGACUGUUCCAGGACAAGAUGCAAAGAAUUUAAAAUGUGUGUCUAUAAAAAGAACAAAUGUAUCGCAGCCACAAUGUUUCUAAGCUUUUUUUUGUCUUCAUUUUUAAUUGACCGGAAGGUUAAUUCAAAUGAAAUAAAGGUGUCCUCGGUGUGAUUUUUAGUCGAGUACGUGCCAAAGUAGCUCACGUCUGCUGUCAGUAGUUUGUACAGUUCAUCACACCUCCUGGUGAAGUGAAAGUUCUUUGCAGCAGCACAAAACAUACUAUGAAAGUUAUCACCGUACAAAUAUCACUUCACAUCCUAAAUGAACCUUUUUUUUUUUUUUGUUCCACAUUUUAACACGACUGUGUGCGCGUGUGGACUCAUCCUUUUGUGACUGGAUCUCGUGGGGAGUCAACGAGCAGUCCAAGGUGAACGCGUGUGUGCAUGUUUGUAAUUCACAGUAAUAAAGCUGGAAACGCAGCGCUUUUCUCGUUACGGAUGAUCGCCGUUACCUGAUGGAUCGAAUAAUUGCUCUGGGAUGAGUCAAUUAAACCUGCAGUCCGGCGUUUGAAGAUGAGCGCUGUCGGAACACCGUGGAAACAUUUUUAACCAUCGUCUCACAUCGAAAACAAUCAGAACGAUGAAUGAUCCCUCAGAUCGUCUCUGUGCUGAAUAGAACCGAGUGCAGCACAUUUUUUCCCCCUCUUUUAAGACGUUUCGUGUUCCUGUGUAUCUGACCCAGUAGCAGGCAGCUGCCUUGAGGUUUUAUGUAUAAAAAUGUCUCACUGUAGUGCUGAUAAAUAACGCGCACCAAUGUCUUCUUUUUUGUUGUUUUAAGUGCCUGCUUCCUCUCAGCCCAACCAAGUCAAACUAUAUCACCCCUUUUCAGUCUGGUGUUACUGAUUUGAAUUGUCUAUUUAUUACGUGGAUGACUUGAAAGAAAUAAACACUGACAAUGUGCUCGGGU